This is a messenger RNA of Pyrus x bretschneideri (Chinese white pear), 1467 nucleotides long. Its product is annotated as probable WRKY transcription factor 40. The transcript is spliced from 5 exons. The record is from RefSeq and is a predicted model, not a curated record. NCBI's taxonomy places the organism in Eukaryota, Viridiplantae, Streptophyta, Magnoliopsida, Rosales, Rosaceae. The coding region runs from base 199 to 1158 and encodes 319 amino acids. Gene Ontology annotation, biological process: regulation of DNA-templated transcription. Gene Ontology annotation, molecular function: sequence-specific DNA binding; DNA-binding transcription factor activity.
UCUCCUCAGUUUCCUUCUGUCUUCUCAUCUCUUAUGAGAGCUUUCUCUGGUUCUAUAUAUUAAACUGCCUUUCAUUUGGUAAAACUCAGACGGUUUCACACAACUACUUGGUCAAGAUUUAGGUCAAACUUGAGGGCUUGAGAGAUUUUCUUGAGGAUUAUUACAAGGAAGGAAGAGCUGUUGUUAAUUUCAAAGGAAAUGGACUACUCAGCUGCAUAUGAUGAUACUUCUUUGGAUCUUAAUUCCAUGCCUCUCAGACUUUUCAAUGACACUCCGAUGAUCAAAAAAGAGGUGCAUAGCAAAAUAUUGAUCGACUUUGGGAGGCAGCUUUCACCUAAAGAAGAGAGCGGUGCCCUAUUGGAAGAAUUGCACCGAGUGAGUGCAGAGAACAAGAAGCUAACAGAAAUGUUGACGGUGAUGGGAGAGAACUACAAUGCUUUGAGAAACCAACUGUUGGAGUACAUGAGCAAGAACCCUGAGAAGGAGCUUAGCCCAAUUUCAAAGAAAAGAAAGUCCGAAAGCAGCAACAACAACACAAACAGUAAUAAUAUCAUGAAUGGAGCAGUGAAUAGAAACUCGGAGAGCAGUUCCAGUGAUGGAGAGUCCUACAAGAAACCAAGAGAAGAGAUCGUCAAGGCUAAGAUUUCAAGGGCUUGUGUCCAGACAGAAGCAUCUGAUACAAGCUUGGUUGUGAAAGAUGGAUAUCAAUGGAGGAAAUAUGGCCAAAAAGUUACUAGGGAUAAUCCUUGUCCUAGAGCUUACUUCAAAUGCUCUUUUGCUCCAAGCUGCCCUGUCAAAAAGAAGGUUCAAAGAAGUGUUGAGGACCAAUCUAUUUUGGUGGCAACUUAUGAAGGUGAACACAACCACCCCAACCCUUCCCAAAUUGAAGCAACAUCGGGCUCAAACCACUGCGUGGCAAUAGGAUCCGUCCCUUGCUCAACCUCCCUUGGCUCAACUGGACCUACAAUUACUCUUGACUUGACCAAAUCCAAGUCCAGUACUGCAGAUGCCAAGAGCACAAAAACAAGAACUGAAACACCCGAAGUUCGCAAAUUUUUGGUGCAGCAGAUGGCUUCUUCCUUGACAAAGGAUCCCGAUUUCACGAAAGCACUUGCAGCAGCCAUAUCAGGAAGAAUACUUCAACAUAAUAUUUAUUGAAAGAAAAGAAAUGGUGAAGGUCAAUUAAAAGCCUUGGUCUUUCACUAGUUAGACUGUUUCUGAAGAUUAGGUGUAUUUGUAAAUACAACAAUGGAAAAAGAGGCCAGUACAAGGACACUCUUUUUAAUUCCAAUCCGCAGGGGAUUUAAAAUUUCUUCGGAAUUUGCUCGGCUAAAAGUUCAGCUAAAAUGCAUUAAUCUGCACAAUUGUAACAAUGAGCAGAACUAAGAGCCAGAGCUUUCGAAUCCUAUGGUUUCAGCCUAACCGGCUUUUGUAUCUCCGAGAACACUAAUUUAAUGCCUGCUUCGU